Messenger RNA from Radiomyces spectabilis, 1821 nucleotides. RefSeq names its product major facilitator superfamily domain-containing protein. The transcript has 2 exons. Lineage: Eukaryota; Fungi; Mucoromycota; Mucoromycetes; Mucorales; Radiomycetaceae. The record is from RefSeq and is a predicted model, not a curated record. Bases 73 to 1470 code for a protein of 465 amino acids.
AUUAGUGUCACAUUCAUCUAUUUUACUUCUUUCUUUCUUUUUUUGUUUCCAUUUUUUUUAUUUUUUUAAUUGAUGCCAAGCUCUUCCUUUGUUCGUCGGUAUAAUUCACCGCUGGUGCAAGUGAUCCUCCUGGGUCUUGUGUGUCUGUGCUGCCCUGGCAUGUUCAAUGCAUUGUCAGGUCUCGGUGCCGGUGGGUCCAUGAGUUCCAAUGUUGCCUUGACUGAUGCAGCCAACGGUGCUCUUUAUGGCUGCUUCGCUAUUGUUGGUUUCUUUGCUGGUUCAUUCACCAACACGGUGGGUGUCAAGACAACGUUGACGAUCGGUUCCGUGGGUUAUGCCAUUUAUUCCGCUGCUUUCUGGGUAUAUGAUCGUAAGCAAGUAUCUGGUUUCGUUAUUGCGGCUGGUGCCAUUCUUGGUUGCUGUGCUGGUGUGUUCUGGUCUGCUCAGGGUUCCAUCAUGAUGUCGUAUCCCGAAGAGAAGAACAAGGGCAAAUACGUUGCCAUCUUUUGGUCGUUGUUCAACAUUGGUGGUAUCUUGGGUUCUGUCAUUGCUCUUGCUUUGAACUUGGAGAAUGAAGCCGGUGGUGUUUCCACGGGUACUUACACUGCGUUUGUGGUGAUCAUGAUUGUUGGUAUCUUUUUCUCCUUGUCGCUCAGUCCUCCUUCGCGUGUGGUGCGUCCCAACGGUACCCAAGUGGCCGUGGCCAAAUCAGCUCAUUGGACCCAUGAAUUGAAGGGUGUUCUCCUUCUUUGGAAAGAAUGGCGCAUGGUCGCUCUGAUUCCCGCAUUUUUAGCUUCCAACUGGUUCUACGCUUACCAAUUCCGUGUGAAUGCAGUGUAUUUCAGUGCUUCUGCUCGUGCUUUGAACGAUACCAUGUACUGGGCUUUGCAAAUUAUCGGUUCCUUAUCGAUUGGUUUCUUGCUCGAUUACCAGGGUUUGGGUCGUCGCGCUCGCGGUCUCGUCGGUCUCGGUGUUCUCUUUGUCGUCUUGAUGGCCGUGUGGGCCGGUGGCUUUGCUUUCCAAUUGACAUUUGACAACAGCUACAACAAUCCUCUCGGCUGGAAAGAUUCCGGAUUCGGUGGUCCUUUUGUCUUGUACAUGAUGUACGGUCUUUCCGAUGCCUUGUAUCAGACCUACCUGUACUGGCUUAUGGGUGCCAUGUCCAACGACCCCUCUUUGCUUGCUCGCUAUGCCGGUUUUUACAAGGCCAUGCAAUCUGCUGGUGCAGCUAUCUCUUUCGGUCUCGAUGCUGUGGAUAUUCCUCUUCGAUGGGAAUGCUUGGUUUGCUGGCUUCUCGUGUUUGUGUCGUUCCCCUUGAUCUUUCUGGUUGCCAACAAGGUCACCGAAACCAAUAUGUCCGUCGACGAAAUCGCUGCCGCGGAAGGUGUGGAUGGCUCUGACAUCUCCGAUAAACACAGCAACUCGUUUGUCGAAGUCUCCGAAGGCAAACCACAAUACAACCUUGCCUAAUUUUGGUCUAUUUUUUCCCUGAUCAUAUUUUUUUCAUUGGCCCUCUCUUCUUUUUUAAUUUGCUCCCGCUACUCCGCUUUUUCCUUUUGUUCCCAUCUAUUUCCCGCCCACUCGACAUUUUUAUACAUAUUUUGUUUCGUACUUUUUUGUCUAUUUUUUUCCCCAAUUCACCCGUUUUUCCUUUAUUGGAUCUAUUCUUACUUUUUUUCCUUCAUAUUAUUCCGCGAUUCUCUUCGUCCUUUCUCCUUCUUUGCGAGAGCCCCUCAAGGUUGUCUAUAGAUUAUAUCUCUUUUGAUGAUAUCACAUGUAAAUUUUUGUAAUAAAAAGAAAAAAAGAGAGUUAUUAUCCAAA